This is a messenger RNA of Hevea brasiliensis (rubber tree), 1551 nucleotides long. RefSeq names its product ATP-dependent DNA helicase PIF1. The transcript has a single exon. Bases 1 to 1551 code for a protein of 516 amino acids. Lineage: Eukaryota; Viridiplantae; Streptophyta; Magnoliopsida; Malpighiales; Euphorbiaceae. Gene Ontology annotation, biological process: DNA repair; telomere maintenance. Gene Ontology annotation, molecular function: DNA helicase activity. The record is from RefSeq and is a predicted model, not a curated record.
AUGGGUCUCAAUUUUUUUAAGGAUGCAAUAGCUGUGUAUAGAACUUUUAGCACUAAAACUAGUAGAAUUAGCAAAACUACGAGACGUGCUCAAAGUGGUAGUAACAAGAACAAGAAGAAAAGCCGUGAAUCUAGAAUUAAAUGGACUGAGGAGCAGAAUGAUGUAUUGAAUCAUGUUCGCUGUGGCUUGUCCGUGUUUAUUACCGGCUCUGCAGGCACUGGAAAGUCAGUUUUGCUUAAGCGUAUUAUCGAUUUUUUGAAAAAGGUUAAUGGCUCAUCUGGGGUUUUUGUCACGGCCUCCACUGGAGUUGCUGCAUGUGCUCUUAAUGGGCGAACACUUCACUCUUUUGCUGGCAUUGGAAUUGGAAAUGAUGAUUAUGGAAAUUUACUAGAGAGGGUUUUAAUGAGUAGCCGUGCUUGCAAUAGAUGGAGAAAGGUGAAUGCAUUAAUUAUAGAUGAAAUUAGUGUGAUUUCUGCAAAUAUGUUUGAGAAUCUUGAAUCCAUUGCGAGAGAGAUGCGGGGAUCACAAGAGGUAUGGGGUGGAAUACAGCUUAUCGUUAGUGGAGAUUUCUUUCAGUUACCUCCAGUUUCUGAUAAAUGCAAUUCAUCCGGCAAAGAGUUUGCCUUUGAGGCUGAUUGUUGGGAUGCAAGCUUUGACGUGCAAGUUGAACUCACAGAGGUUUUUAGGCAAUCAGAUGCAGAACAAAUCAAGUUACUUCAGCGUACAAGGAAAGGGAUGAUUUAUGCUGAAGACUUGCAGAUUUUAGAACAAUGUUGCCCCAGUAAUGAGCCUGAUUCUUCAGUUGUAAGUUUCUAUCCGAGGAAUGAGGAUGUAAAUAAAGUGAAUGAGGAGAGACUGAGAAGCUUGGGUGAGAAAGUUGUGGUUUAUAAAGCUGCUGAUGGUGGCCUAGAUAAUCAGAGAGCAGAACUCAAACAGGGUAUUGCACCUGACCAACUUGAGCUUUGUAAUGGUGCAAGGGUGAUGCUGAUCAAGAAUUUGAAUGUUUGGCGUAACCUUUGUAAUGGUGCUACGGGUACAGUCACAGGAUUUGUUGAGCCAGAGGAUAAAUACGUUCUACACCUAUCCCCUGAUAAUCUGUUGCCUGUUGUCAAAUUUGAUUCAGGGCCGGAAAUGGUUGUUGAACCGCAAGUAUGGGAAAUUUUAGAGGGAGGAUUAACAGUGGCUUGGAGAUCUCAAAUUCCUCUUCACUUAGCUUGGGCUCAAAGUGUACACAAAAGCCAGGGCAUGACCCUUGACCGCCUUCACACUGAUCUAUCUAGGUCAUUUGGCUAUGGAAUGGUGUAUGUGAUACUAUCCCGUGUGAGGACCUUGAAAGGCCUUUAUUUAUCAGGUUUCAAUCCAUCAAUGAUUAAGGCACACCCAAAGGUUUUACAUUUCUAUGAAAGUUUAGCUGGUGAAGAACAGUACAAGGAAGACGAAAACAACAGCAAGAUUCUUGAUCAUUCAGAUAAAUCAAGCAUUGCAUUUGCAGGCAAAAAGUGCAAGUUCUCUCUUUCAGAAUUUUUGUUAUCACGCCAACAUGGGCAAUAG